Messenger RNA from Teleopsis dalmanni, 777 nucleotides. RefSeq names its product ras-like GTP-binding protein Rho1. Bases 1 to 465 code for a protein of 154 amino acids. Gene Ontology annotation, molecular function: GTP binding; GTPase activity. The transcript is spliced from 4 exons. NCBI's taxonomy places the organism in Eukaryota, Metazoa, Arthropoda, Insecta, Diptera, Diopsidae. The record is from RefSeq and is a predicted model, not a curated record. Gene Ontology annotation, biological process: small GTPase-mediated signal transduction; cell migration.
AUGGUACUUCGAGUUAUGGAAGUUGGACUGUUUACAGAUUGGGUUGAACUGGCAUUAUGGGAUACUGCUGGCCAAGAAGAUUACGACAGACUCCGACCACUGAGUUAUCCGGAUACAGAUGUCAUCCUUAUGUGUUUCUCAGUGGAUUCACCCGAUUCUUUAGAAAAUAUUCCUGAAAAAUGGACCCCUGAGGUCAAACAUUUUUGUCCAAAUGUUCCAAUCAUUUUGGUAGGAAACAAAAAGGAUUUACGAAAUGAUCCUAAUACGAUUAGAGAUCUUGCAAAAAUGAAACAAGAGCCAGUCAAACCUCAAGAAGGUCGUGCUAUGGCAGAAAAAAUUAACGCGUUCGCAUAUUUGGAAUGUUCGGCUAAAUCCAAAGAGGGCGUUCGAGACGUUUUUGAAACAGCUACUAGAGCUGCAUUGCAAGUCAAAAAGAGGAAGAAGACCAAAUGCCUUUUGCUCUAAAAGAGCAAAAUUAGAACACACCAGAUAUAUACAACACAAAUCGUUAAAUUUUUACUUUAAUUACUUUUUCAAAGUUGAGUAUCUAUUUUAAAGCGUAUUUGAUUAUUCAAUGAUUCAUUUUAAUUUUAUUAAAAACAAAAAUUAAUUACACAAAUUAAAAAAUUUUUACCAUAAAGUAUAUAUGUACCACAAUUUGAAUUGUUCAAAAUGAAUAUGGCGAAAAGAAAGAACUUCAAAGCAAAGUGUAAAAAUAAAAUAUCCUUGGAAACUAUAUCCAAAUAAAAUAUAUGAAUAAAAACAGUAAAUAAUCUA